Messenger RNA from Salarias fasciatus (jewelled blenny), 2846 nucleotides. RefSeq names its product G-protein coupled receptor family C group 6 member A-like. The record is from RefSeq and is a predicted model, not a curated record. The coding region runs from base 12 to 2564 and encodes 850 amino acids. Gene Ontology annotation, molecular function: G protein-coupled receptor activity. Gene Ontology annotation, cellular component: plasma membrane. Lineage: Eukaryota; Metazoa; Chordata; Actinopteri; Blenniiformes; Blenniidae. Gene Ontology annotation, biological process: G protein-coupled receptor signaling pathway. The transcript is spliced from 6 exons.
UGUAUGCAUCCAUGCUGCAGCUGAGCACAGUAGCGAUGUAUGUGUUGUGGGUGUGUGUCAGCCUCCUCGGUGUGUUUCACACCUGUAGAGGAGUAAACCAUCUGAGACGUGAAAAUUCUCCCGGCAACAUCAUUAUUGGAGGACUUUUCUCCAUUCACUUAAAAACCAACAGAAGUAACGGACCCGGACCGCUCAUCUGUCAUGACUUUGACAUCCAGAGUUUCCUGCACUCUCAAGUGAUGAUUUACGCCAUCGAGGAAAUAAACCAACGCAGACUUCUGCCCAACUUCACCAUCGGGUACGACAUCUACGACACCUGUGCAGACGUCAGCCUCGCCAUCAGAGCAACGCUCCAGCUGCUGAAAGCUGAGUCCGAUCCCCUCAUGUGUGGACUGACUGAGGAUGCUCAGCCUCUUCCCGGAGACCCUGAGACAAAGGUGGUGAUUGGCGAACAGUCUUCCGAGGUGUCCAUAGCAGUGGCACGAAUCAUCUCUCUGUCAUCAGUGGCUCAGAUUAGCUAUGCAGCAACCUCCGAGCUGCUCAGCAGGAAAUACAAGUUCCCCACUUUUGUUCGAACUGUAUCGAGUGACAAACACCAGACACAGGGAAUUGUUGAACUGGCGAACAAGUUCAACUGGAAAGCCGUGGCCAUCGUGGGGAGUGAUGAUGAGUAUGGGAGGUACGGCAGCGAACGUCUCAGUGAUUACUUCUCAGUCAAUGACAUCUGCGUUGAAUUCAUGGAAAUCCUACCUAGCUACUUCAACCAAAACAUUUCAGAGAGCAGGAAACUGCUGGUUAAACUGGUGGGACUUAUCAAUGACUCCUCAGCAGAGGCGAUUGUUUUGUUCACCAAGGACACCAAUGUAGAAAUAAUCAUGUUGGAGGCUAUUGAACACAAACUCAACCGAACCUGGAUUGCAAGCGACACGUGGUCCACCUCCACAAAGAUAUCCACACUGCCAGGCAUUGAGUUGGCCGGGCAGGUCUUCGGAUUCACCUUCAAUGGACGGGAAGUGCCAGGUUUCAGACAAUACCUCAUGUCACAAGUCGACAGGACACACGGUGCCAUGACGGCAGAAAGUCCGUUUUGCUUGGAUGAGUCCAGCAAGAACACAGUGGAGGACUGCGUGCUACCAAACAGCCAACAUCAGUCCAAACAGUGUCUGGACCCGGAGUGCUUGAUAAAGUACAUUGACAAGGACUACUCCUAUAGCAUCUACUUGGCUGUUGGGGUCAUCGCUGACAGUCUGAGACGCCUGAUGAAAUGUAACAGCCAAUGGUGUGAACGGACCUCGGAUUUCACAGCCUUGGAGCUUCUUGAGGAAAUUAAAAAAGUCAACUGUACAGUGAACACCACGCACAUAUUCUUCGACGAGAAUGGGGACCCCAGUUUAGGAUAUGCUAUAGUGUACUGGAAUCGAUCUGAUACCGAAAUAAAAAUCAUUGGGGAGUACUGGCCAAACGGAACGAUUAGAGUCCCGGAUCAUCUUGAGGAAGCCAUGACUGCUGAUGAGGUGACUGCCUACAACUGCUAUAAGACGUGCAAACCUGGUCUGGAGUUGAGAAUGCCGGACAAGAGGAACAAGUGUUGUGGUUACUGUGCACCCUGUGCGGAUGGGGAUUUCUCCCCUGGGAAUGGUACUGCGUGCCAGCACUGCGGUGAAAAGCAGUUUUCGAUGGAUGGCCAGAGAGACAAAUGUUUCAACAUCACUGAGGAGUACCUCAACUGGUCCAACCCCUUCUCCAUCACUCUGAGCUGCUUGGCGGCCUUGGGGAUAAUCAUUACCAUCUCGUUCGCCGUUCACUUUGCGAUCUAUCAGGGCACUCCCAUCGUGAAGGCCGUCGGAGGGUACCUGGUCUUCCUGGAGCUCCUUUCCCUGCUGGCCUGCUUCUGCCUCACGUUCAACUUUCAGGACAAACCCACUCGGGACUCCUGUCGCAUCGGCCUGCCCCUCUUUGGCGUGGCGUUUUCCCUCUGCAUAUCAUGCAUCCUCGCUAACCUGCUUCAGAUCCUGGUGUGUUUUGACUUUAACACGAAGGUGGCGUCCUGGAUAAAGAGGAUUGACCGAGUCGUCGUGGUGACCGUCGUCUCGGGGAUCCAGCUGACCCUGUCGGUCGCGUGGAUGUUGUUGGACCCGCCAGUCCCCGAGGAGACGGAAAUCCACCCCCACAACGUGCACACGUGCACGCUGCAGUCAGUGGGGUUCUUUGCAGCCAUGAUAGCCUACCUCGCCUUCUGGGCCUUCGUUUGCUUCGUGUUUGCCUUUAAAGGCAAAAAGUUGCCAGAUCUGUAUAAAAAUGCAGUUUUAAUCAGCGUGAGCAUGCUGCUGUUUCUGAUCAUAUGGAUCAUCUUCGUCCCACUCUUCCUCGCUUUGAAAGGGAGGAACAAGGCAGCGGUGGAGAUUGCGGCCAUUCUCAUUUCGAGCUACAGCGUCCUGGGCUUUCACUUGGCCCCAAAGUUUUACAUCAUGAUCUUCAGAAAGGAGCUUAAUAAUGAGAACGCCAUCACCGGGUACAUCAAAAAGCAUUAUGAGCAGCAGGGAAGAGCAGUGAUUGCAUCCUGACGCAGUACACAAACAAAAUGACAACACAAAGAGACGACAGUAAAGAAACAGAUCGAUCAUAGUAACAUAGAUCUACACACAAAACAACCAAAUACCUUCACAGAGAGAGGUGAAACAACCACAAAACUGAAUAUAAUAACUAAGUGUGUUUAUGAUGCAAACGUUUCUGUUUCAGCCAUUUCAAAACGUAAAAAAAUGUAAAAAAAAAAAAAAAAAAAAAAGACAAAGGCACUGUCUCAUUGUGUUUUUGUUUCUCUUUCUAGACUUCAGUCAAUUACUGUU